AAUUCGACAUCGUUGCCGCCAUUUUGAACAGUGCUCAGCAGCCAGGCCGCGUUUUCGUGACGUUAUUCCGUCCAAGACAUUUCGUCCAAGUGUCUUCCGUCAAGCCUUUUAACUACCAAUCCGGGCUAUGGCUGUUCUGAAGCCGUAUUAUUUUAGGCCAAACACGCUCCAAACUCCAAGAAAGAAAGCAGUGAAGAUAGGGAAGUGGAUAAUCGCUGAAAAAAAAAACAUUUUACUGACCUUGUGAAGGAUGCAAAGUCAGUUGCAGGGUUUUCUCCUUCCCGCAAAUUUCGUGUCCGACGGAAUUACAUCACAUAAACACGGCCUGGCUGCCAAGUACAGUUUAAAACGACGGCAUCCGAAGUCGCCACUUUCGAGACGAAUUUCUUCAGGAUAGCGGGCACUUAAGCGGCUGGACUUCGGAACCUUUCCUAUUGACACCACAAAAACACGGCUACAGCUUCAGGGUCAAGUCAUUGAUGUCAAACAGAAAGAGAUUAGAUACCGUGGAAUGCUUCAUGCCUUUGUGAGAAUUGCUCGAGAAGAUGGCAUCAAGGCUUUGUUUAAUGGCGUGGCCCCAGCACUCUUGCGUCAAGCAACCUACGGAUCUCUGAAACUAGGCUUCUAUCAUGCUCUUAAGAGGAGACUAGUCAAAAACCCCAAAGAUGAGACUCUGUAUUACAAUGUAAUUGCCGGUGUUAUUGCUGGGGCUGUCUCAUCCGCUAUUUGCAACCCGACUGAUGUUUUGAAGAUUCGAAUGCAGGCAGAAUAUCGUUCGGGUACCAGUGUAGUGAGAAAGGGAAUGAUUCAUUCCUUUAUGUCCAUAUUCAAAGAGGAAGGAGCAAGAGGACUCUAUCGGGGAGUUGGCCCCACAGCACAGAGAGCUGCAGUUAUUGCAGGAGUAGAGCUUCCAGUUUAUGACUGGUGUAAAAAAAAGAUUUUGGAUUACAAAAUCAUGGGUGACAACCCAUAUACUCAUUUCUGUGCUAGUGGUGUAGCAGGUUUUGCAGGAGCUGUUGCAUCAAAUCCCAUUGAUGUGGUCAAGACAAGAAUGAUGAAUCAAAGAAACUUGAAAUUAAAACCUGGUGAUGGGACAGUGAUCUACAGAAGUGCCGCACACUGUUUGGUUACAACUUUCAAGUCUGAGGGGUUUUUUGCACUUUAUAGAGGAUUUGUACCGCAGUUUUUGCGAUUAUUCCCAUGGAAUGUUAUUUUCUUUAUGUCAUUUGAACAGUACAAGAAGUUUGGAGACAAAACUUUGUUGUAGGAAGUAGAUAUUUCAGCUGUUAGAUCUUUGCAUAUUAGGAUUAUAUUGAAUUUCAAAAUUUUAUAAAUAUAAUCAUAUUCUGAUAUCACCAAAUUAAUUUAUUAAUUUUCCAAUGGUGCUUUUUUAUUAUCGUGCUAAUGAAUAGGCUCAAUUACCAGCCGCUAUUCGGGAAAGGAGCCCGCGCUCCUCCCCCAAAAACGUAGACCUGACUCGAGAAAGUGGUGGAAAUCGAGCCUGGCUAAUGAAUUGGAAAGUUGAAUCAUGUCUAUUGGUUAUCGUACAGUACCCAUCUCCACUGAUCAGGAGUACAAAUGAGUACCAGCAUUGUGCUGAUCCAGAAAAUAUCCAUACCCACACCAAGGAUGGUCAUUGGAAUUUCUGAGGGGGUGUGGGGUGGGGGGUAGGGGGGGGAGUUAAACUGGAAAUUCCCAUGAGAGGGUUUAAAACUAAAUAGCCAUUUUUGGUGGAGGUAUGGAUGUUUUCUGGAACAACACAUUCUGUUAAGCUGAUGAUCAUGAAAUGCUAGGGGUGAAAAAACAUUCCUUCUUGGGAGAGUAGCAAAACUCCUUGUAGCAUUAUAAUUAUGUCUAAUGACACCAUAGUUUAACAGAUGAGUGACCAGUCUCAUAGAACACCUAUGUGAACAGAAGAGAAUUUCACUUGUGCACAACCAGUAAACACAUCAUUUACACCAAAAGAUUUUAUUGCAAAACAAUCACAAAAUAAGCAAUGUUAAUUAACUUAGGACUGUUCUUUCAAUUAUGUAUAGGUAUGGUUUAUUGACAGACGGAAAUGGGAAGAUGAUUUGUUGAAAAAUUCAUUAAUAGAAAAACAAAUGUAUAUUUAACAGUAACUGUAAUAUAAUCAAUUUUUCUGUCAAAUAUGACUCUUGCCUAGAUCUUUGCAUCUGUCAGGACAUAGGAUUUAGUGUAAAUUGAAAGGAAUUUCCUCUUUGCGCCACCAUAAACUAAUCAAACUGUGGCGAAAGAAAAGAAUACAAAUGUUUAGAGUUAAAAACCAAUUGUAACCUAUUUUUUGCCUAUAGUAUUCAAGAUGACAUAUAUUAAAACUUGUUAUUUUUUUCUCAUAAAAUGAUUGCUUAUAAAAUUCUGGCAGAAGAAAUUUUUAAAAACGCUUUAUAUUUCUUGAAAAAUAAUUCCAAAGUAAAAAGCGAUACGGUAGUUACAAUUAUUUAUUGACAAUUUUGUCAAUGUUACUUGGGCUUUCAAAUUUGGUUUUAAAGCAAGAGAGAAUAUUGUCCGCGUGACAUUUUAUUGGCACUGUAAGGAGAAAGAGGAACUGGAUCACUAAGUAAAAUGAUUCAAGGCUUUCUCCAACGCCACUUGUACGUGCUCCUAAAGAAUAAUGGCUCUCGGAUAGCAUUUAAUUGUUCAUUAAAAGUAACGUAGCCUUCUUGCA
Molecule: messenger RNA, 2686 nt
Organism: Orbicella faveolata
Lineage: Eukaryota; Metazoa; Cnidaria; Anthozoa; Scleractinia; Merulinidae
Product: kidney mitochondrial carrier protein 1-like
Biological process (GO): transmembrane transport
Source: RefSeq, a predicted model, not a curated record